Molecule: messenger RNA, 2719 nt
Organism: Xyrauchen texanus (razorback sucker)
Lineage: Eukaryota; Metazoa; Chordata; Actinopteri; Cypriniformes; Catostomidae
Product: sodium/potassium-transporting ATPase subunit beta-2-like
Exons: 8
Coding region: 373-1254 (293 amino acids)
Biological process (GO): intracellular sodium ion homeostasis; sodium ion export across plasma membrane; potassium ion import across plasma membrane
Cellular component (GO): sodium:potassium-exchanging ATPase complex
Molecular function (GO): ATPase activator activity
Source: RefSeq, a predicted model, not a curated record
UCGGCACAUUGUUGCUGCACUGCUCUUUCUCUCUGCGGUAUGCGCACUGCACUGGUGGGUGGGCAGAACGCCGGGCUUUACAGAGGGAGCAAGAUCUACAUUCACUCAUACCGCCUUUUAGUCCUAGCUCGCUUGCUCUGGUUUCGGUAGAGUGCCUUGGGAAUAGAUUUAUACACACCGCAUUAUUUUUUCAUUAAAAAAAAAAGGCUUUCCACUGAGACCUAAAAGAUCGUUUUAACCCUUUCUCCACAGUAUUCAAGUGUUGAAUAGUUCUCAUCUCCUGCAGUUUAUCACUCUCAAAGAGAGUGUUUGCCCCUCGGCGUUUUACUCUGUGAGUGCACAUUUAUUUCGUCCAGGACUUCAAGCAACAAAAUGGCAAAGGAUGGUAAGAAGAGCGAAUGGAAAGAGUUCAUCUGGAACCCGAGGACCCGUGAGUUCUGCGGGAGGACCGCCAGCAGCUGGGGUUUGAUCCUGCUGUUUUACCUGGCAUUCUACAUUUUCCUGGCUGGAUUAUUUGCUCUCACCAUUUAUGUAAUGUUGCAGACACUCGAUGACCACAAACCAACAUACCAGGACAGACUUGCAACACCAGGGAUGAUGAUCAGACCUAAAGGAGAGCAACUGGAGAUCACUUACACUGCAGAGUACACAGAGACCUGGGAAAAAUAUGUCCAGACCCUCAAUAACUUCCUCUCAUCUUACAAUGACACAGUCCAGGACCAGAAAAAUUAUGAUUGUAAACCGGAUCAGUACUUUAUCCAGGAGGACAGUGGCAGUUUGACAAACUUUCCUAAGCGCUCCUGCCAAUUCAAACGUUCCAUCUUGGAGGAAUGUGCGGGUAUGACAGAUCGUUACUAUGGUUACAACAUGGGACAGCCUUGCAUAAUCAUCAAGCUAAACAGAGUGAUCGGUCUGUUACCUGGGAAGGAAGGAGAGGCUCCUUUUGUCACAUGUGGUGCUAAGAAAUACAAAGUUGGGAAAGAUGAGUGGGCUGAUGACUCAGAUAAACUUGGUGAACUGAUUUACUUUCCCCCCAAUGGCACCUUCAACCUUAUGUACUACCCAUACUAUGGCAAGAAAGCCCAGGUAAACUACUCUCAGCCUCUUGUGGCCAUUAAGUUCCUCAACAUCACCAAGAACGUGGACGUCAACGUGGAGUGCAAGAUCAAUGCUAACAACAUUCCUGAUGGCACCGAACGAGACAAGUUUGCUGGACGCAUUUCCUUCAAACUGAGGAUCAACUCCAGGGAUUAAUAAGAAGAAAGUGUGUUCCAUAAUUGUACACAGACACACACACAUCCUCCCCAUCUAACUAUGUUAUAACUACUGCUAUGACUAUGUGCAGAAGACACAAUGAGACACUGGCCAGACAUAACAGUGCUCAGCCCAGACAGAACAGAGAUAACGGUUCUGUUUUGUGUAUAUGUAUGUGUGCACAUAAGUGUCUGUUUGUGUGUUUUUGCAUGUGUGAUUUGGGAUAUUAUUUAUUUUCCUUAACACAAAUUUUAAUUGCAUGCUAAGCAAAGGCAUAUUAAUGAAAAACAAUAUAAUACAUUAAAAUAAUAUAAAAAAUAAAGGGAUAUAAUUUUUAAAUGGAGAACGAUUCAGUAGCUAAAACAAAAUUAUAUAUUUUUAUCUUUAAAUGCAUUAAUAUAGGAAUGGAUGGAGUAAUUCUAAAAAUGAUUAAAUAUAAUUUCAGAGAAGAUGUCUGAGUUAAAGGGAUAGUUUACCCAAAAACAAAAAUCCUGUCAUCAUUUACUCACCCUUGUUUUGUUUCAAAACCGUAUGACUUUAGAAAUGUUAGGUAACGUAAACUUUAGGGUUAGAAACGACAUGAUAGUAAGUAAAUAAUGACAGAAAUGUCAUUUUUGAGUGAACUGUCCCUUUAAUGUGCUAGGAUGGCAUGAUCUUAAGUGUUUGGAGCAUCUGUAACUGCUGGAGAUUUUUUCAUUUUGUGUUAUUUUCCAGAGUGGCAUUGAACCUCAGUAGCUUUAUUGCUAAAGAGGAUAUUUUAUACCAACACGUAGAUAACACAUUGCAUGAUGAAUAAGCUCUGCAACACACAUAAAUGUGACAAUCAGACAAGCACCUGCACACUGAUCCAUUCACAACCAUUUCUGCAUUCCUAUUCAUUCUUGCAUUUCCUUCAGACUGUACUAUUAUAUGAUGAAAUAUAUCAAACCUGUGCUUCAUUUAUCAUGAAACAUGUCUAUUUAAGUUUGUUUAUAUGUAUAAAUGGGUCUUUUUCAGUAUUUUUCUUCUUUCUUUCCAUGUUUAAUCCAUUUUGUCUCACAUUGUGAGGGGUUAUGAUAUUUUACAUUUAUUUGCACCUGCUGUGACAGCAGGCCUGGAUGCUGUUCAGCAAAAUGGGUAGAAGAAAAGUGUGUUUGAGAUGUGUGUGAGAGAAUAUGUGUGUGUGGAUUUCUGCUUGUGCAUGUGUUUUUUGUUUGAUUUAAUUUUUUAGUUUUAUGUAAAACAUCUUUAUGCACAGUUUAUUUUCUGAGUACUUUUUGAUUAUGUUGUAAGUGACUCAAAGCAUAACCAUAGAAGCAGAAAGCGAGAGCAGGUUUAUGUUUCUGCUGAUGAGGGAGACAGAAGUGAAGCCACACCAGGACUGCAUGAGCCAAUAAAGCAAAAACAGUCACCCAGUUUAUUUUUGUAUCAUUUUGUCAUCUCUGUCUUUUAAACAUAUAAACUUCUAAACAGAGGACACAAUCUC